UUAGCUAAAAUGCAAAUAGAUUAAUAAUUAAGAUAUUAAUUUCUAAAACAAAAAUUUAAAUGAAUAGACUAAAUAUUUUGGAUCUUCAAACUCAAAUCAGCACCUGUGAAUCAAUUGAAAUUUGUCAUAGCUGAACAAUUUAGUGACACCAACAUUUUGAUUACAGAAGAAUUUAAGCAUUAAUGAUGUUCCUUGAUACAUUGCCCCGGUUUCUUCCUACGAGGAGUAGUUACUUGGUUCUUUCUCGAUUUAAGCAUGUACAAGCAGCUCGUUAUAAACGAUCUAUUAAGGGUAAUAAACCAUUAACUUAUGAGAUGGCUGGGCCACCUCACACUAUUGCUCAUAUCAAGAGUUGGAAUUCAUGGAACACGUGCAAUAUGUUAGAUGGCUUAAGACCUGCUGAAACUGCUAUAGAUGAUGAGUUCAUUCGUCGUUUCAUGACUGGCACUUGGCAUGAUUUGAUUGCUAGUGAAAUUAUCAUUAAAAGACAACACAACAUAAUAAGAAUAGCUGCCAUAACGGUGCAAAAAAUUAGUGUAACCAAAAUAUAUUUCCUAAUUGGUUAUACGGAAGAACUUUUAAGCUAUUGGCUGCAAUGUCCCAUCAAGUUAGAAUUACAGUCUGUUGAAGACAGAACUGCAGUGGUGUUCAAAUACAUUUAGUCAAGUGGAAAUAAAUUAUUAUUUUGUCUAUUAGAAUUUUGAUAACAAUAUCACUAGAUUUGAUGUAAUAAUAUUAAAUAUAC
Molecule: messenger RNA, 745 nt
Organism: Diuraphis noxia (Russian wheat aphid)
Lineage: Eukaryota; Metazoa; Arthropoda; Insecta; Hemiptera; Aphididae
Gene: mRpS24
Product: mitochondrial ribosomal protein S24
Biological process (GO): translation
Cellular component (GO): mitochondrion
Source: RefSeq, a predicted model, not a curated record